GCACGUGCCGUAUGGCUUAUCUGUGAGCGCAAGACUUUAUUUUGUUGACCUGCUCUGCGCUGCUUGAAAAGUUGCCUCAAACAUUCCAGAGGCUCUGUUCUCUAUUUGCGCCAGACUUCCCAAGGAAAGACAACAAUACUCCAGAUCAGCACCCAACAUGGCUGACCGUCGUUCAGAACCAGAGAUGCCGCAAGCAAAGCGACUUCGCACUGGUGAUAUGGACCCAGCCUCGAAUCCUUACCUGGCGCAUCACUAUGAAGAUGAGGGCAAUGGAUAUGGUUCGAGAAAUGGAGGUAGAAAUGGAGGGUCGACUCAAACAGGACUCUCUGGUUUUAAGAGACAUCAGACUACCGCUGCACAAGCAGAUGUUGCUGAAAAUGGACCCCUCAAUCCCUUCAACAACAAUCCUCUCUCGCCGCGAUAUUUUGAUAUUCUAAAAACCCGAAAAGAUCUCCCAGUUCACAAGCAGAGGUAUGCCGUGUAGUCCCGGCUCAAUGAUCAACUACUAAGUCUAUUUCAGGCAGGAAUUUCUUAACAUGUUCCAGCAGACGCAGAUUCUUGUGUUCGUUGGUGAGACAGGUUCUGGAAAAACCACCCAAAUUCCGCAGUUCGUCCUUUUCGACGAUCUCCCCCAUUUCAAUGGAAAGCUUGUUGCGUGUACACAACCGCGUCGAGUAGCAGCAAUGUCGGUGGCACAGCGAGUGGCCAAUGAGAUGGACGUCAAACUUGGAGAAGAAGUUGGUUAUAGCAUUCGUUUUGAGGAUGUCACAGGCCCGAAAACCAUUCUUAAGUAUAUGACAGAUGGUAUGCUGCUGCGCGAAGCUAUGCAUGAUCAUAACUUGACGAGAUAUAGCUGCAUCAUUCUCGAUGAAGCUCACGAACGUACUCUAGCAACCGAUAUAUUGAUGGGACUUUUGAAAGAAGUUGCGCUGCGACGCCCAGACCUCAAAAUUGUCAUCAUGUCGGCCACUCUUGAUGCGCAAAAGUUCCAGAGAUAUUUCAAUGAUGCGCCCCUGUUAGCUGUACCCGGUCGUACCCAUCCUGUCGAGAUAUUCUACACCCCCGAGCCAGAGCGAGACUAUGUUGAGGCUGCCCUCCGAACCGUGCUCCAAAUCCAUGCCAACGAACCGGAAGGAGAUAUCCUUUUGUUCCUCACGGGAGAGGAGGAAAUUGAAGAUGCCUGUCGGAAGAUCACUUUAGAAGCAGAUGAAAUGACGAGGGAAGCUGAUGCGGGCCCUUUAAAAGUUUACCCCCUUUAUGGAACACUUCCUCCCCACCAACAACAAAAGAUCUUCGAACCUGCGCCACCACCAACUAGAAAGGGAGGACCACCAGGACGGAAAGUUGUUGUUGGAACCAAUAUUGCUGAGACCAGUUUGACUAUUGACGGUAUUGUAUAUGUCGUGGAUCCUGGAUUCAGUAAGCAAAAGGUCUACAAUCCUCGAAUUCGAGUCGAGUCAUUAUUGGUCUCUCCAAUUUCAAAAGCUUCUGCUCAACAACGUGCUGGUCGUGCUGGUCGUACUCGCCCAGGAAAGUGUUUCCGACUGUAUACCGAAGCUGCAUUCAAGAAGGAGCUUAUCGAGCAAACGCAUCCAGAAAUUCUUCGGUCAAACCUUGCCAAUACAGUAUUAGAGUUGAAAAAGCUUGGAAUCGACGACCUGGUUCACUUUGAUUUGAUGGAUCCUCCCGCACCCGAGACUCUCAUGAGAGCGCUCGAGGAGCUUAAUUACCUCGCCUGUCUUGACGACGAUGGAGAUCUUACUGCUCUAGGAAAGCUAGCUUCAGAAUUCCCAUUGGAUCCGGCGCUUGCUGUCAUGCUGAUCUCAUCCCCCGAGUUCUAUUGCUCGAAUGAGAUUCUCUCCUUGACUGCGCUUCUAUCUGUUCCCCAAGUCUUCGUUCGUCCCGCAAGUGCGAAAAAGCGUGCAGACGAGAUGAAGGCUCUUUUUGCACAUCCAGACGGUGAUCAGCUUACAAUGCUGAAUGUAUACCAUGCUUUCAAAGGCGCUGAUGCACAAGCCGACUCAAAGAAAUGGUGCCGUGAACAUUUCUUGAGUCUCCGAGCAUUACAAUCGGCCGAUAAUGUUCGCCAACAACUAAAACGCAUCAUGGAGAAAUCCGAGCUUGAUCUCAUCAGCACAGAUUUCAACGACAAGAAUUAUUAUACCAACAUUCGUCGAGCGUUAGUUGCAGGAUUUUUCAUGCAAGUCGCGAAGAAGGAUUCUUCUGGAAAGACCUACAAAACAGUCAAGGAUGACCAGAGUGUAUUGCUCCAUCCAAGCACCGUUCUUCAGGUCGAUAGUGAGUGGGUACUUUACAACGAAUUCGUCCUCACCACGAAGAACUACGUGAGAACUGUUACUUCGAUAAAACCAGAGUGGCUCUUGGUAAGUCUCCUACCAAAACCUUUACAACCAAGAAAAAGCACCCAGCUAACAUACUUGCUAGGAUAUCGCACCAACGUAUUAUGACAUUUCCACUUUCAAGAAGGGUGAAAUCAGAACUGCAUUGGAGAGAGUAAAUGAUAAGGUGAAGAGGAAGCAGCAAACCAAGCGGCCGGGUCGAUAGAGAAUAGAAUCACGAUGUUUUAUGAUGUUAAUACACUGCAUGUUAGAAUAGGGGUUAGUGAGGUCAAGUGAACC
This is a messenger RNA of Hymenoscyphus albidus, 2639 nucleotides long. The record is from the annotation of a GenBank genome assembly. NCBI's taxonomy places the organism in Eukaryota, Fungi, Ascomycota, Leotiomycetes, Helotiales, Helotiaceae.